Columba livia (rock pigeon) is the source of this 8785-nucleotide messenger RNA. RefSeq names its product gem nuclear organelle associated protein 8 (gene GEMIN8). The record is from RefSeq and is a predicted model, not a curated record. Lineage: Eukaryota; Metazoa; Chordata; Aves; Columbiformes; Columbidae. The coding region runs from base 2351 to 3127 and encodes 258 amino acids. Gene Ontology annotation, biological process: spliceosomal snRNP assembly. The transcript is spliced from 5 exons. Gene Ontology annotation, cellular component: SMN complex.
GAUGGUGAGCAGCUCCUAAGAACCAGACAAGUCUUGUAUUUCCAGCCAUUCACAAACAAGAACAUAAUGUAUAGUGUUGGGAAUUUUUACGCUUCUUUUUAAGUGAAAUAAUUUGUGGUACCAACUCUCUCAGCAAUCACAGGCUUAUAUUUCUGUGUGACUGUAACUAGGGCGCUUUGGUAUUAAAGUUAACGUCAUACAGCAGCAAUGCGCAGUAUUAAUCUGAAGCAGAGUGUCAAAACACAUUUCAGAUAUUUCUCUCUUCUGCUGAUAAUUGUGGUCUGAGAGUAAGCAUUAGAAGUAUAAAAUGAAAUAAGUGUUUUUGGGAAGAUGCACGCUAUUGAUGUUGUUACAUAGCAUACUUUUCUUACAGAACUCUUCAAAUAUUUUUAAAGAAUAUGUAGUAGAGUGAGUUCAAAAUACACAGCACAAAUUGGUGUUUAACACCUUAAAUUGUGAAACUUACUGCUGUGGGAUGUCAUGGAAACACUUGGUAUUCCUGGGUUCAGAGAAAUUACAUAUUCUGACUUUAAAUGCCAAAACCAGCUUGGAGCUAAAAAGAGUAUUUGAACUGCCACUUGCUGAAAUCAGGAGAAAUGCACCAGAAAAGUGAUUCCUGUAUGUGUACUCUAGUGUUAUAUUUUACUGAGCAUCUGUUACUACCCAUUGCCAGAAACUGGAUACUGAGUUAGGGACAUCUCUGGCCUGACUAAAGAAGGCACUUCUCACAGUUGAAAAGAGCAGGAACAAAAGCAGUAGUGGGCAAAGGAUGUGCUCAUCUCUUGUUUCGGGCAUUUCUAGUUUAAAUUUGGUUUGCUUUUUUAGGAGAGCUUUAUAUAAAUGGGGUGGUUUUUUGUUGAAAUCUGCUGAAUUUAUUGAAAUUUCACUUUCCUUUAAUAACAUCGUAUAUUUUUACCUUACUGCCAUACAACAAGCUAAUUAAUCUUGUGCUCAUCAGUAUUCUGAAUAAAUUCAAACCCUCCUUGAUCCCACAUUGGUAGGUCUUUCUGAGCUGUACCUGUUACCUCUGGGAUGGCAGCCAUGUGGCAGCACUAUAUCUAACACACCACUGGAGGGCUUUGCUCCCAGAGUAGGAGUUAUAUUACCAAGUAAUAAAAAACAGUAUUUCAUGGUUGUGUCUCAUAAUGUGUGUCUCAGCUUCUUUUGACUCCAAAAGAAUUAAAUGCUGUCAUUGCUGUGAUCAGAUUUAUUUGUUUUCACUAAUGCUUACUUGCCUCAAGUUGAUAGGUUUUGAUAAUUUGACGAAAGGGAGUAUAUCCAUAUUUAAUUUUCAGUGGGGAAAUAUUUUAAAACCAAGAAAAGGAAAUAAUAGCAUAAAAAAUAACACUUCCGUCAUUAAUGGUCAGCAUAGGCAAACAAAUCUCUUCCUGUUUUGAAUUCUACACUUGGUGGUGAGUUACAUAUGUUCAGAUGCUUCCAUAUUUUAUUUUUAAAGCUAUAAAUUGUAGAAGUAGCGUUUUCACAUUUAUUUUCUGCUUCUUGUCAUGUUUUGUGUUUUACGUAGUUUGUUUUGGAAGAGUAAUUCGGCUGAAAAUAAAACAAACUCAUUCUUAAUUUAGUGUCCCAGCUUGCAACGUAGUUGUUCUCUGCUUUAUAUUUGUGAUCUAAUGUUUCAUAAAUAAUUUAUUAAAGUAAUUGAAGUUUCUGUGUUUGGCAAAACAGGUUUUUCAUAUUUGGUGACCUAACACAUUUGGAUAACUUUGCCGGAGUUUUCCCUCUCCUCCCCCUUCAAAGAGCAUAUGUGUGUGUUGCGUUAUAGUAAUGAAGUAUUAGACUUCACCACUUACUGCUUUUAAAAGUGUAUUUGCAUUAAGCUCUGAACCUGAUUUCUGUUUAUGUUGAAGCUAGUUCAAAAAAUCUUUUGUCGUGUAGGAAUUAGAGUGAAGACGAAAUACACAUAAUUUUUCUGAAGUGGAAAAUGGGAGAAUCGGUUACCGUGGACUUAGGUUUUUUGCGUAUGAGAAAAAGAUGUUACGGUAGCCCUGACAGUAUCCAGACGUAUAUGAGAAAGGGACAAAAAAGAAUAUGUGUACGUUACGAGAGUGGAGAUGAGAGUUUUGAAGACAGCUAGCAUGGGAAAUAAGAUGUUUAAAAUGAAGGAUUCUCUUAUGUAUAUGGGUGUUUCAAGUGUUACAGGUCACCACAGUGUUUUACACUGACCUCACUGCGAAAUUUUCGUCUUCCUUCAAGCAGGCAGGAGCGAACACAAUGAACUCACACACUUUGGUUGCCUGAUCCUGCAAUCCUUUGCUCACACGAGUUGCCCCACCGAUUGCAGUGGGACUGCUCACGCAUUUCACCCUGUUCAGCAGAACGAGCCCUACAAGAGAUGGAAGACGCUGAGCCAUGGUAUUCUCGGCAAGUGUACGCAAGAUACUGGAGGCACUAUGACUUAGCCAUGCGCUGGAUGCGUAGACAUCAAAGAGCCUACAGGAAAGCCAUGGAGUCCUUUUAUCACCUACCGUGGCAUCCUUAUGCAGCCUCUCCAAGGAGCCGCUACUCAGAUUGGGAUGGGAAUGAUCUCCUGCAUACCCAGAACUAUUCUUCCAGCUAUAGACCACAUGGCAGAGCUCCAUACUGUGGCGGAGCUCAACAUUACACAGAUGCCCAUCAAGGGAGGGAAGAUGCUGACAGGGACUCUGAAAUGGAGGAGGACUCAGAGUCUGAAGGGGAGAUAGAAUAUGACUUGAGUAACAUGGAGAUCACAGAGGAGCUUCGCCAGUUUUUUGCACAGACAGAGAGGCACCGGGAAGAACUGCGGAGACAGCAGCAGCUGGAAGCUGAGCAACAGUACGUGGAUGCUGAUCAAGACCUUCACAGGACAGAGCGAACUGUGGAGCCGCCCACAGAGAGACCUGGGGAGAGGCGAAUGGCAGAAAUGAAGAAACUGUAUGGUGCUGAAGCUGACAAAAUCCAGGCAAUGGAGGCAGCCUUGCAGCUCAUCUUUGAUAGAAACUGUGACAAAAAGCAGCCCAAAUACUGGCCCAUUAUUCCCCUUAAGCUUCCUCUUUUCCAGCUGGCAUCCGAUUUUCUACUUUUCCAGUGGGCAUCGCUUCAGCUCAGUGUGAUCCUUCCGAGGGGGAGCAGUAGCCUAUUUAGAGCUUAAACCACAUAGAGAUUUACUGGCUGGAACCCCAGAGAACAACCUAGCAAGAGGCUGAUGAGGGCACUUAGCCAGAUCAUCUCCAAAACACUGCUGUUAAAAGAACCUGAUAUGCAUGUUAAGUAAACAUCAAAUAUGCAAAACCCGGCACAUGUAACAUGCAGAUAAUAGCAUAAGGUAAUAGGCCCUGUCUCCGAAUAAAUAACAGAACUCUCAUAACCACAGGCAGUUCCAGUAUUUUCUGUUCACUUUCAAUGUCUUCUGAAUGGGUGCUAUCUAUAAUAUAAUAAAACUCCCACAGGCUCCAGCAGGACUAGGAUUUAGUGUUAAACCCUGGCUAAAACAAGGGGAAGAAAUUUCUCUUACACACCAACAGGCAAAAAGUGUAGAAUAAAUGUGAUCCAGGAAGUUAUUAUAUAAAGGCGUUGAUAAUUUCAUUUGCAUAUAAAAUAAUAACAAAAGCGGAAGCUAAAUUAUCUCAUAUAUACAGAAACCCUGGGUGUUCAGGAUUGGCUACUCAUUAUUCUCUUGUCAUAUAAAACAAUUCAGUCUGCAGCUGCAUUUCUCUCUCACAAAUCCAAUUCAAUCAAGAGAACCGAAACAUCAUUAGCAAACCCACUGAUUUAUCCACCAGUAAAGUGCUGAUACAGGCUUCUAUUCCUGCUGCUAAUAAAUUCUCUUCAUAGCAGUGUUUGCUCUCUCUAGGGAUCUCCCAUUAGUCUAAUGGCUACAGGUUUCUAACUUUACUGCUGGAAUCUUUCAGCCUGAAAAUCAAUAAUAGUAGGGUCCAAAACCUGUGGGAGUCACAGCAAAGAAAGGACACAAGCCCAAAACAUGCAUCCAGUUUCUACAGAGAUGUGCUUACACGUAACUGCAGGUGAAGCAGCACCUGGUGCCUUAAAAAAUGCUGUAAUAAGACUUUUUUUCUUUUGAAAUAUAACCAUUGUCUCCUGCUUUGGUCAUGACUUCCUCUCCCUGUUUCUCUCAGCGGUCUUGCCUCCCUCUCUGUACUUUUCCUUGGCUCCUACUUGGUUUGUCACCGUAAUUGCCAGCUGGCCGGGCUCGUUCACCUCUGCUCCGGCCUUUCUUCUCCUGCAGAAAUGCAGCAGCUCUGAAAACCCCUGCUAAGCAUUGUCUCCUGUUCCUCCUGCACAUCAUCUACCACCAGGGUUCUGGGCCGUCACCUCCGAGCUCAUCACAGCAUCAUCCCGUUGCUGCUUCCAUACGUGUUGGCCCCUCCACACUAUUUCAAGGCCUGGGCACGCACUUCUGCAUCGUUUCCAAGGCAGGCUCCAAACAGGGAAGGCCCAAGGCGUGUCAGAAGUGCCAUUGUCUUUUGAGAAUAAUUUCCCAAGAUGCAGUUUCUGUAACUUCUUUAACAGUUCUGGGUCAUUUUGUCUGCCAGAUUCAUGUGAUGUUUGGUUUGCCUGUGGCCCGUUCAUCUUUUAAACACAAGUAGUUAUUUCCUUGGAAUACUGGAGGCCAGAAUAAAUGUUCUAGGCUAUCUGGCAGCUAAGAAACACUUAAGUUUGGCCUGAACUUUCCAAAUCUACCUAUGACAGUAGCCCAUGUUUUAUAUAGCUUUAAUAAAAAGUUUUAUUACAUUCCUCUCUUGGAUUGGUAUUAUUAUUCUACUUGCUGAACAUGAUAGCCAAGAUAACAAGAAUCAGAUAACAAGAGUCUUAAAAAGAGAGAUCUUCAUUUAUAAAAUACAGGCUUUCCAAUCUAUCUUACGCAUGCUAUAAAUAAAACAUAAAAUGAUUACUAAUGUACUUACACUUUCAUUUAUUUACUUCUUCAUCUCUCCUAAUUGCAGAAUGGAUAUAUAUGGGUGACUAGGGUGUUGUGAUUUUUUUUAUUUUUAAUCAUAUGCUCAGGCAGUUGCAAAAAUUCAGUGCCUGGACUGAAAAUGGGAGGAAUAUGCUUAUGUUUAGAAUAGCUGUUUGGAUUUUUUCAAGAAAAAGCACACCAUGUUUAUUAGCCUAGAUGUUAAACUAAUCUUGCAAACCCAAGAUUCAUUAUCAAACACAAUCUCAUUGUUAUUUUUCAAGCUCCUCAGUUGCAUUCAUCCUGGUGGGUCUUUCCUGGCCGGUUCUCACUUAUCUGACCUGUGUGGCUUGUGCCAUUUUUAUUCCUGAAUGUCACAUUUCUGGCGGGUCUAAUGCAUUUGGCUUUCUGUGAAAUCAGAAGGAGGUGAAGCGUUUCCAUGGUGCCAGCAGAACUUUCUUCCAAAACCAGACCUCACUGAGCUGAUGGAGAACGUAGUGUCUUGGUCCCAUUUCCAUUAUCCACCAGUGAAGAACCUGCAGGGCUGCACCAGCCACUGUAGCUCCUGCAGCCCGGGACACCCAGCCUCUGUCUGCAGCCGCUGGACGUGCCGAGGGAGUCACACCGCUCCUGAGCUGCUGAGUCGUCCCCAUCUUUUCUCCAACACAUUGGUUUUUUGUGUUGUUUUUUUUUUUUUUUUGCCACAAACCACAAUUCCUGAGUAUAUCCAUUAGCUAGAACUGGACUGCGCGAAGCAUGAAGAGCAGCACAGAAGCAAUAAAAAACAUAGUGUGUCCAGGGGGGUGGUGGUGAAACCCCAACAUAAAAACCAAGCCAGCAUUUUUAAAUGUAUAAUGGUAGAUAACUAAUCUGGCUAGCCUGUUGUGAGAGAAUUUAACUCAGCUUUAUGAUACAGUCAAAGUCUUAGGCGCUAUUCAUGUUUACAGAGCAGAAUGAAAACCUUCUGCAAUCAGUUAUGGGCUUGUGCCUAUUGACAGAAGUGAAAAAAUGAGAACUGAAAUGAAAUCAGCUGGCUGUUACUCAGCCUCCACUGCCCAACUGGAUCAGGAAAAGUGUUAAAAAAAGAGUCCUGCAGUUUUCCUUCCCAGCUCUUUUGAGUUUGAGUUUCAGUUUGCAAAAAAAGGCACCUGAGAAUCUUCUUAAACACUCUCUGUGCCUGCCAUCAAAGGAGUUUUCUACUUUGGAAAAAGAGAGCAAGCCUUGUCUCAAAAUGUACUUUUGCCAGGAAUUCUGUCCUGAUUAGGCUGCCUUGGAGCACUUUCUUGGGUGGGUGCCAUACUGAAAUUAUUGGAUGGCAGCCAUGUGUUCAACACUUAAAGUCUAUUCCCUUAAUUUGCAACUCAGCAUCGAACUUAGGUUAAGUCUAUUGAUACCACUGGAGGGUGGGGCUAACAUACAUAUGUAUGCAAUUAUUUUCAGGAUAUUGCAAUGAGUACAUAUACGCUCCCACGGAAGUUGCUCUGAAGUUGAACACUAAUGUUUCUUGGGUAUACAUUUUGCCCCGUCUGGUUUCUUCAUUUGCAAAUUAUUCCACAUUCAAAUCUCCCCACUGGUACUAAUGAAAACAUUGGAUAAUCUAUACAUUUGAGUCAGCUCCUCCCAAAGACAUGAGGCUGGCCUCUCCAGCCCACACGGUCCUACCCCACAACAGGAACUUAGCAAAGCACUUCAGUAAACGUUUGUAUCCGAGUCUGCUGGACUGAACUCUGACCAAACUCAAGUGCAAUUUUGCGCCUAAAUGUUUUCAGAAUGAGGCAUGUGGAAGAAUGUCUUCACCAGGAUCAUUUUGUCGUGACUCACAUACCAGGAGGUAAGACAUUUUUCUCCCUCACUUGGAGAAAAUGCUGUCAGCAUUUCUCAUCCACAUUUCACAGAUCCAUCAUGAAAUGAGGUGGGCUGCACAUGGAAGGAAAGGUUGUACUGACUUGGAUUAUUUUUCUGUGUAACAGCCAUCCCUUUUCAGAGAUGUUAGUUUACUCUUCCACUCACAAGCUUUCCGCUCCAUAUAAUGCUUCACUGAGACCAUCCACGCUCUUUCAGUCCUCAUAUAAUCUCCUGCGUGGUUCCCUAGGUGUGAGUUACCUAUGUGGCAUGCAGAGAAAAGCACAGAAGCAAGUGUGUGUAUCCACAAUAAAAACAGCUCAUACCAUUCUCUUCCUUCAGGUCUCCCUCUAGACCCAGGUCUCUCAUGGACACUCACAGAAUAUUCACACACGUAAGUGCAAAAAACUGCGCUUAGGGUAAGGUCCCUCAUGUAGAGCUAAGGGAAAGACAGUUCUUUACUUGCCAGAGGUCCUAAUCUUAAUGUUAUUCCUUCAUUUUCAAUCAUGUCUUCUAAUUAUUUUUUUUUGUACCUUUAAAAUCACAAAGUGACAUUGAUGAUUCCACAAGUGACUUAGGGUAUAGAAACCAGAGAUAAGCCUAUCUUUUAACACUGAAGAUGUAUUUAGUACUCUGUAAUUAACACCAAAAUGGUAAUCACUAAUUUUCAGAUAAAAUUAACUAUGGUUCAUUGGGAAAAAUUAUGCAUUCCAUUGAAUAUAUGAUUAUAUCUAUUCUAAAGCAAUCACUGCUCAUAUUUACAGAUUGAGAAACAGUUGCUGGAGAUAUAACCUACUUGGUAAUAAGAAACAGUUUUGAUUUUGAAGAGUAUUUUUCCUUACACUGUCGUACCUUAACAUUAAAUUCCAGGAGGAGUAUCUACACACUGACUGAACUAUAUCCAAUUACUUCUCAUUUUUUAUCUUUUCCCUUCUCUCAUUUAGACUACACAGUACCAAUGAUCUGAGCAGUUUUGUUCCGCAUUUUACUGGAUGAACUUUGCAAACAGCUCUGCAGUGAACACUAAGAAAGGGUUUUGGUAGCAGCAGUUGGAGUCUAAAGCGGAUCAGCUUCACAUAAAAGGUACAAACGACAUAGGAGAGCAUGAGUCAUUCCCAUUAAUCUAUGCCAAGAUGCUGAGUUCAAAACAUGAAAAGGUCACCCCUUCUUUGCACGCAGAUGACAGUAUAAAGCGAUCCAAUUGUCAUCUUAUUUCUCUUUAACAUCCAUGGCCUCUAACACCCCUUUGAACAGAAGAUCACAUGGGAGAGAAAAACCCCAGCGUGCCCCAACUGUACCUGGAAUCACAGAAGCUCAAGAAAGAGGGGAUGGAUGAAUCCCGUUGAGAAAAGCCACAGAGAACACUCACUAACAACUAAAAGCAGAUUUUACCACUUCUGACUCCUUUAAAUCUAAAGUAUACUCAAGCUAACAUUCAAAAGGAGGCUGGUUUACGAGUCCCUGAUUUUAUAAGGUUUGGGAGAUUUGCAGGAUUUUUGCAAAAUCAAGCAUAGCAGUGACACUAUACACUCCCUCUAAUCCUCUGGAAACUGGCAACAACUGCAGCCCACUGGCACUGCCUGUGUAGUAGUCAGAAGAAGUAAUAUUUACAAUUAACCAUUAGAUUCAGUAUUAGCAGAGGGAGCCAUAGGAAGGCAGCUCACAUGCAGCCAGUGUUAGGACACAGCAUGAGCUCAGAACCUACUAAAGCAGCAUUCCACUAGAACAUCUUUUUAUUAAACCACUGUCUUUAAUGCUACUAAAUGUUUAGUCACAGCUAGAACAUUAAGUGGAAUCCUACUGCCUUUGAUUCUGUUUUAAAUUGGGGAGGUUUCCAUAUCUAGGGCAAUCUGUCUAGCUAGACAGCCUGAGGAAAGAUAGUUAAGAGUGGAAAACAGAGACAAGCAAACAGGUAGAGGCAGGUACCACAUCUUUCCGUUCACAAAGAAAAUGGAGAUUCAUUUCAGAGCUAGGAUGUUCCUCACUGAAGAGGUGAUGAAACCAACAGAGCCUGGUAAAUUAAAACAAAAUAAAAUGAAGAGUUAUAUGCAA